GCCGCUCGCCGCCGGCCGAGGCGGGGAUUCCGGCCCCGGGAGCCCAGUUAGACGGUGGGGCCUGCGAUUUCACGGCGGGGGAGGCGAUGAUAGGUCAAAGUGUGAAAUUCCCUGGCGCUGUCCUUUGUGGAAACUGAAAAUGUCUGUCCCUGGACGUUCCUAAAGCUUUCCGGUUGUCCCUGUGUGGAGCGCGGAGCGUUAUCUGCACCGAAGCAGGAGAGCUGUCGCUGUAGACGAACCUCACUUAACAGCACCGCUCUUUGAGUUUUAGGCAAAGGUUAUGGAUUUGGGGAGAAUGACCACAGAGGUGAAGUGCCGUCUCAUCACAUCAUGUGAAAGGAAAUCCCAUCAAAAACAGAUGUUAUUUCAGCAGGAGUUGACACAGUGACUACAAUUGGGUGUGAAGAUAUCAAAGAAUCGUCCUCUUGUACAGAAGUAAUGGAUUUCCUCACUGCCCUCCCGUUCUCUUUGUGAACUACAACAUGCAUUUUCCAAGAAGUUGAGUGAAACUAAGAUCCGGUUGGUGGCCACUACACAGAGCAAAGCUCGUCUCUGGAUUUAUCGGCCUGUCAUGCAGCAAGAAGUAUGAGUCCGGACUCAGUAACAAAUUUUGGUGAAGCUAGCCAGGAGCCUGCUGCCGCCCUGGUUGUGGAAUUUUGGGGUAAGGCCCUAGCAGCUGCUGGGACCACUUGUUCAGAGAAUCUUCCCUUUAAAGUUUCCUGAAGCAGCACCAGCUGCCCCAGCGCUUGGCAGUUAAGGAAUCGAUAGAUGGGAGUUGACAGGCUCAGUACAUAGAGAACACGUAGCGACUCCGAAGAUCAGCCCCAAUGAACAUGUCAGUGUUGACUUUACAAGAAUAUGAAUUCGAAAAGCAGUUCAACGAGAACGAAGCCAUCCAAUGGAUGCAGGAAAACUGGAAGAAAUCUUUCCUGGUUUCUGCUCUGUAUGCUGCCUUUAUCUUUGGCGGUCGGCAUGUCAUGAACAAGCGUGCGAAGUUUGAACUGAGGAAGCCAUUAGUGCUGUGGUCUCUGAGCCUUGCAGUGUUCAGUAUAUUCGGUGCUCUUCGAACUGGUGCUUAUAUGCUGUACAUUUUGAUGACCAAAGGCCUGAAGUAUUCAGUUUGUGACCAGGGUUUUUACAAUGGACCUGUCAGCAAAUUCUGGGCUUAUGCAUUUGUGCUGAGCAAAGCACCCGAACUAGGAGAUACAAUAUUCAUCAUUCUGAGGAAGCAGAAGCUGAUCUUCCUGCACUGGUACCACCACAUCACUGUGCUCCUCUACUCCUGGUACUCCUACAAGGACAUGGUGGCCGGGGGAGGCUGGUUCAUGACCAUGAACUAUGGCGUGCACUCGGUGAUGUACUCUUACUACGCCUUGCGAGCGGCAGGGUUCCGAGUGUCCCGGAAGUUUGCCAUGUUCAUCACCUUGUCCCAGAUCACUCAGAUGCUGGUGGGCUGUGUCGUCAACUACCUGGUCUUCCACUGGAUGCAGCAAGACCAGUGUUACUCUCACUUUCCGAACAUCUUCUGGUCCUCGCUCAUGUACCUCAGCUACCUUGUGCUCUUCUGCCACUUCUUCUUUGAGGCCUACAUCGGCAAGAUGAGGAAAGCCACCAAGGCUGACUAGGAUGGGCGCUGAGGAGGAAGCCAUAGCUCAGGGUCAUCAAGACAAAAAUAAUAGACAAAAGAAAAAAAUGGCACAAGGAAUCACAUAUGGUGCAGCUAAAACACAACAAGACAUAUGAGCAAACACAAACCCCAAGGCAGCUUAGAGAGAAUUAGGUUGCCCUGACCCAGUAAGUUUAUGAUCCUUUUUGGGUGAGAACUCGCUGAGGACACCUCCAUCUCCAAGGACUGCUGCUGGAAGACCCCAUCUCUCUUUACCUGUCAACUCUAGGACAAAUGAGAAACGAAAGUGGGCCCGAGGCAGAGAGAGAGAAAUAGAAGGCAAACAAAAGCUAUUAACAUAUCUGAAAACAAUGGGUUUACUAAGUGGUAUAUUUCUCUAAGGAUCAAAGAAGUUUAUUUUAGAAACUGCGAGCACACACACACACACACACACACACACACACCCACCCCAUCCUUUCUAGUCUUGUUCAACACUAAACUGGAGCCAAGAGAAAAGAUACAAAUGGAGGAAAGACAGGGUGUAUAGAAUGAUCAUGCUUUUGGCAGAAGCGAAAGCCUUUCUAGGAGAGGUUAGUAGCUGUAGCCCCCAUGAGAAACGAUGUCUUAAUCACCUGAGGAAAUGGAUAGAGACAACCCUCUUUCAACCCAGAGAAAGACUUGUUUCCCUUCAUCGCACAGCCUCCGUCUAGCGAGUUUGCCAGCACCACACGGGGCACGAUACUUCCCCAAGAUCCUUCCCGGGAGGAGGGAAGCAAGGGAGCCCAGGUCCCCCCCAAAGGGCUGCUCCAUCGCAGCGCCUUCCUGAGAGCUUAGCUGCCCUUUCUACUCCUAAAGGGGGGGGGGGGCGGGGGGCUCUCCCAGGUUCCGUUGCCUCAGCCUUUCAAGCAGAAGAGUAAAUAUAGGAUAGAAAAGAUAAACCUCAACCCCAUGACUUGCAAAAUGGACUCUGUACAGCUUGUGAAAAGGUGCAGCAGGGUUACCAUACUAGAACUGGAAAAGAGCAAAGGAGGGAGGGAGCCAAAGCUCCCUAGGACAGAAACUGAUUCCCUAUUUGACUUCACCCUCAUUCAUACCUUUCCAAGUAACACCCUGUGGUACAGUCCAUGUUUUCUAUAUUUUUGUGAAUUUCCAAAACAAAAAGCCCUGCAGGACUCUUCCUGAAAGCGGGCAAACACUGUGUUUCUGCAUCAUCUACAGUUGCUCUCCGAGUGAUGUAGAGGUGCUUAAAGUGCCCUCUGCUGGUCAAGUGGAGAUACUAACACUUCGUGCUGAAUUUCAGUGGAACAGUUGACAACAAAAGGCCCCUUUUAGUCUUCAAAUUUUCAGUGACAUAAAAUAGUCAUCAUCUCUUUGGCCAAAUUGGAAGACGUUCUUCCUGCUUCAAGUCAGCUUCAGAAAUUUUUUAAAAGGGACUUUUGCUCUGGAACUAAGAAAAUUUAUUAAGAGCCAUAUUCUUAAAUAAAAAAAAAGCUAGAUAAUAUAUCUGUAACAUUUCAGUCCUUUACAAGCCAAAUAAAUGCGUACACAUUCCUAGUAUUUCAAAGAAGCAAUUAUGUAAAGUUGUUCAAUGUGAUAUAAUAGUAUUCCAAUUGGUUAAAUAGCUUCAUGAUUAGACAAACUAGAUGAAAAGGGUAGGGGCUGUGACACCUGCAUAGAUUAUACACACAUAGCCACACAUAUAUCCACACAGAUGUGAGGUACACAGAACUUCAAAGCCCAAACUAAUAGAAACACAUUUUCUGGCUAGCAGAAAAAGCUUUUGUCUAUCUUUCUUGCUUUAUUUGAGAGUGUACAGAAAAGGGAUUUUUCAAAUUAUUUUUAUAUUAUUUUAGCUUUAAGUGUGCUGUCAUUCAUGAAACAGAGACGCUUUUGCUUCUCUGUCAGAGAUGACAAGGGCCUUCUCGACCUCUCUCGGUUAUGUGUGGAGUUUCAAAGAAUAAAGUUUUAUUCCAUUCUGUGUGAA
Messenger RNA from Phacochoerus africanus (Common warthog), 3590 nucleotides. It is a transcript of the gene ELOVL6, whose product is annotated as ELOVL fatty acid elongase 6. The coding region runs from base 828 to 1625 and encodes 265 amino acids. Gene Ontology annotation, molecular function: fatty acid elongase activity. Lineage: Eukaryota; Metazoa; Chordata; Mammalia; Artiodactyla; Suidae. The transcript is spliced from 10 exons. Gene Ontology annotation, cellular component: endoplasmic reticulum membrane; endoplasmic reticulum. Gene Ontology annotation, biological process: fatty acid elongation, monounsaturated fatty acid; sphingolipid biosynthetic process; fatty acid elongation, polyunsaturated fatty acid. The record is from RefSeq and is a predicted model, not a curated record.